This is a messenger RNA of Triticum turgidum subsp. durum (durum wheat), 1935 nucleotides long. The record is from the annotation of a GenBank genome assembly. NCBI's taxonomy places the organism in Eukaryota, Viridiplantae, Streptophyta, Magnoliopsida, Poales, Poaceae.
AUGCGGCGGCCCUCCCUCCGUCCCACCCCAGGAGUGAGGAAGAGGAAGCGGAGGAGAGUCCGUCCCUCUCUCUCUGCCUGUCUGCCGCAAAAGCCAAAUCCCCUCCCAUUUCCACGAGAAAUCCAUCGGAAUCGCACCCGAAACCGCGAAGACGAGCAGCGAGGCCGACGCCGAACAAAUCUCCCCCCUGUCUGUCUGCCCCCUUCGCAAAGCCCGUCCCUUUCCUCUCUUGUUCCGCCUGAAGCCUCCUCCCCCCUUGUUCCUGUCCCCUUCCCGCGCGCCGGAUCGAUCUUGCUUGGCGGCUCGGCCAUGGCAUUGCCCGCGCGCCUCGUGCGCGUCGCGCUGCUCCUCCUCGUCGCGCUCUCCUUCUGCGUCGCCGGCACGCACCGCGAGCCCCACCGGGCGCUCCACUCCGGCCAAGAUACACAUGGCCUGGUGGUGAGAAGAUCAGUUGCUGAAGCUCCUGCUGACAUAAAUGUCACUACCAAUAGCUCCUUCGUGUUGGCGGAACACCGGACUUUUCGGAAGGACCCUCUGAAUGCGUUCAACAGAUAUGCAGGCGGUUGGAAUAUCAGCGAAGUUCACUACUGGGCUUCCGUUGGAUACACAGCGUAUCCGUUGUUCGUCGUUGCCUUGCUGUGGUUUGUGCUAUUCUUCCUCCUCAUGCUUGGGAUUUGCUGCCACCAUUGCUGCUGUGGGCACCAAGGUUAUAGCUACUCGAGGAUAGCAUAUGCCCUUUCACUGAUACUUCUGAUAUUAUUCACCUGCGCCGCAAUUGCUGGAAGUGUUGUGUUGUAUGUUGGCCAGGGCAAAUUCCAUGCAAGCACAACGACCACCUUGGAUUUUGUCGUCGACCAGGCGGAUUUUACUGUUGAAAACCUUAGGAACCUCUCGGAUAGUCUGUCCGCUGCAAAAAAGGUUGACAUAGGACAGUUCUUACUUCCUCCAAAUGUGAUGGGUGAGAUCAAUGAGAUUCAGGCAAAAUUGAACACAUCAGCUACCGAUCUUUCUACUAGAACAUCUGAAAAUUCUGUGAAGAUCCAAAAAUUGCUGAAUCAAGUGCGGCUAGCUUUGAUUAUCAUUGCAGCAGUAAUGCUUCUUCUGGCAUUUAUUGGCUUCCUGUUAUCCAUCCUCGGGCUGGAAUUCCUUGUCAACAUUUUGGUUGCUGUUGGAUGGAUACUAGUCACCGGGACCUUUAUCCUGUGCGGUGUAUUCCUUCUUCUGCACAAUGUUGUUGGUGACACCUGUGUUUCAAUGGACGAGUGGGUUGCUCAUCCAACAGAACACACUGCUCUGGAUGACAUUAUCCCCUGUGUUGAACCGGCUACGGCGAACGAGACCCUGACACGAACCAAGGAAGUCACAUCACAGCUAGUGAAUCUGGUGAACCAGGUGCUCUCCAAUGUGUCAAACCGAAACUUCCCUCCGGCGGCGACUCCCUUCUACUACAACCAGUCAGGGCCACUGAUACCCACACUCUGCAACCCGUUUGGACCCAAUCUGAGCAAGCGCACCUGCGCCCGCGGAGAGGUCACCUUGGACAAUGCAACCCAGGUCUUCAGGAGCUUCGAGUGCCAGACGAGGAUUGUGUCAGGGACCGAGGUGUGCACGACGGUGGGGCGGCUGACCCCUCGGAUCUUCGGGCAGAUGGCGGCGGGCCUGAACGUGAGCCUGGGGCUGUACCAGUACGGGCCGUUCCUGGUGCAGCUGCAGGACUGCACCUUCGUGCGCGACACCUUCAGCAACAUCAGCCAGAACUACUGCCCGGGGCUGGAGCGGUACAGCAGGUGGGUGUACAUCGGGCUGGUGCUGGUGUCGGCGGCCGUGAUGCUGUCCCUCAUCUUCUGGGUGAUCUACGCCAGGGAGCGGCGCCACCGGGCGUACAACAAGGCGCACCGGGGCGACAAGCCGGUGCCGAUGGGCGGGAAUGCCUGA